Equus quagga is the source of this 1202-nucleotide messenger RNA. RefSeq names its product natural killer cells antigen CD94-like. The record is from RefSeq and is a predicted model, not a curated record. NCBI's taxonomy places the organism in Eukaryota, Metazoa, Chordata, Mammalia, Perissodactyla, Equidae. Gene Ontology annotation, biological process: stimulatory C-type lectin receptor signaling pathway; positive regulation of natural killer cell mediated cytotoxicity. The transcript has 7 exons. Bases 208 to 747 code for a protein of 179 amino acids.
GGGAAAUGGGGCAAUGCAGCGUUCAGAAUUGUUUCACCUUAGGGCUGAGGUUGCCGGACUACACUAAAUCUUGAGAUUUGUUGGUUGAAGCCUAUGCAGACAACUUUCAGAUUCCUUAGCCUCCAGCUCAACUCCAUGAACCAUCACCGUUCUUGAACAAAUCACACAUCGUGUCUUACCUGCAUCGAUACUGGGACAUCAUUUUUCAUGGCAGCUUUUCAGACCACUCCAUGGAGAUUGAUUUCUUGGAUCUUAGGAAUAAUGUGCAUUUCGUUGCUGGCUACUUUGGGAAUUUUGUUGAAAAAUUUAUUUACUAAACCAAGUAUUGAGCCAACAAUCUCUCCCAGACUCAACACAGAACGCCAGCAAGGCUCUGACUGCUGUUCUUGCCAAGAAAGGUGGAUUGGGUAUCAAUGCAACUGUUACUUCAUUUCUAAUGAAUUAAAAACUUGGGCAGACAGUAAGGAUUUCUGUAUUUCUAAAAACUCCAGUCUACUUCAGAUACAAAAUGAAGAUGAGCUGCACUUUAUGAAGUACAGUAAAAAUUUUUACUGGAUUGGACUCUCGUACAGUGAAGAACAUCACACCUGGUUAUGGGAGAAUGGCUCUGCUGUCUCCCCAAAUCUAUUUCCAUUCCCUCAAACUGCAAAUCCAAAGAACUGCAUAGCAUAUAGCCCAAGCAACAGUAUUUUGGAUGAAGACUGCCAAGGGGAAAAUCGUUACAUCUGUAAGCAACAGCUUACUUAGGUAUUUCUUGGAACAAAAGGGGUGGUCAAUGAAAAUCUAGAAUUCCUUAGAAUGGUACUGUUCCCUCUUACAUGAGUAGUAAUUACCUAUUGCUGGCAUCUGUAAAAUGUUUCAAACUAUGUUGUAUCAUACAUUUUUUAUUUAUUUGAAACUGUGUGUUUUAAAAUUGAUGAGAUUUGUGCACCUACGCUUGAAAUUAUAAAGUGUUAAGAUAAAGAAUUUCAUGAAUAUUUUGAUUUAAUGCAUAUGUUUAGUGUGAAAUUGAAUAAAGAUUUAUGCAUAUAUUCUUGUAAAUUCUUUCUGCAUAAAUUUAAGGAAAAAUUAAUUUACACAAAAUAAUGUGUAUCAACAUCAUUUUAGCCUUUUGAAGGGCAUACUGAAUUGGGAAGUACCAACUCAUCUCGCUUUUCUGGAAAUAAAAAUAAUUUUAAUGCUCUUUGUUAGUUCUUUCUGGA